This is a messenger RNA of Staurois parvus, 301 nucleotides long. The record is from the annotation of a GenBank genome assembly. NCBI's taxonomy places the organism in Eukaryota, Metazoa, Chordata, Amphibia, Anura, Ranidae.
UAUCGUAUUUUUCACUCCAUAAGACACACCUGACCAUAAGGCUCACAUAGAUUUUAGAGGAGGAAUACAAGAAAAAAAAAUAUUCUGAACCAAUGGGCUGCAGACAUAGUACAGGAAAUGACCAGAGACUGCAGACAUAGUACAGGAGAUGACCAGAGACUGCAGACAUAGUACAGGAGAUGGCCAGAGACUGGGGACACAGUACAGGAGAUGGCCAGAGACUGGGGACACAGUACAGGAGAUGGCCAGAGACUGCGGACACAGUACAGGAGAUGACCAGAGACUGCGGACACAGUACAGG